Messenger RNA from Lichtheimia ornata, 1548 nucleotides. RefSeq lists its product as uncharacterized. The record is from RefSeq and is a predicted model, not a curated record. Bases 1 to 1548 code for a protein of 515 amino acids. Lineage: Eukaryota; Fungi; Mucoromycota; Mucoromycetes; Mucorales; Lichtheimiaceae. The transcript has 7 exons.
AUGCCCGAUCCCAUCGAGUCUAGACAACAAUGUGCUCCUCUCAUUGAGUAUCUUGAUGGCAGCCGUCCCUACGAUGCCAAUACGCCAACAUUGGAUAUGCGCCGAUUGAAAGAACCCUUUUUAUGCAAUAUCUGUGUUGAUUUCUUUGAUACACCUUACAUGCUCGAGUGCGGCCACACAUUUUGCGCAGCAUGUAUAUUGAGCUGGUUAGAACGACACAAGACGUGCCCCCAAUGUCGUAUUGAUAUUGGCAAUCGCCCUGUACCAGCAUAUGCCGUACAGCACCAAGUUACGGUGGUGCGUACAAUGAUCUUUGGGCAUCAAGCUCCAGCACACACUGAAGUGGAACGUGAAGCACAAAGAGGUUUUCAACGCUUAUACCCUGUUGCUCGUCGAGCCCAAUUUAUUCAAGACCGCGAAGAUCAAGUUAAUCGAUGUGGUGUAUGUGGAUGGGAGUUGGACGAAGAAGGCUUCUGCGAUGGCUGUGGCGAACAUUAUCGAGGUGCUGCGCAACAAGGCGAAACGUUACGUGCUUCGUGGCCCAAUGAGUUCUCUGAACUUACAGACGAUGAAGAAGAAGAACAAGAUGAAGAAGAUCCAGAUCUGGAAGGAUUUGUUGUGGAUUCAGAUGAGCCUAUUGAAUGGGAGGAAAUGAGCCAAGGUGAUUUGGAUGAUGAGAGCGACGCAUCUGUACGACAACGUUACGAUCCAACACCAGUAUUUAUAUCUGAAGACGAUGAUUCAUCCAAUGAAAGCGGCAGUGACGAUAGCGACAGUGUGGUUUAUCUUGGUCCAUCUCGUGCCAUUCGUAUACCGGAUACUGAAGAUGAAGAUUCUGACAAUGGGGAUGAGACUUUGGUGACAAGCAGCUUCAAUACCGAUACAAGCAAUACAUUUGAUCAUGUCAAUAACAGCGGAUCCGAUGGUGGUAUGCGUACUGCGGAAAGCGGCAGUGAAAGUGACAGCAGCGAAAGUGACACAACAAGCGAAAGUGAAAGUGACAGUAGUGAAAGUGACAGCAGCGAAAGUGAUAGCGAUGAAGAUGACAGCGACAACAUUGCGGAUGGUCUUCGAGCACUUGCUACAAGCACCAGCACCAGCAGUAGCAGCAACAGCAAUCAUUACAGCUACGACAGCGUUGAUGGUAGUGAUACAACCAACAAUGGGAUCGAUUCUAUCAAUACCAGCAUGAAGAGUAAUACACAUGGUGCAAGUGAUACAAGUAACAACGAUGAUGAUGAUGACGACGACGACGACGAUAGCACUUCCAGUGAUAAUGAUGAGGAUGAGGAUGAGGAUGAUAACGACACCACCACGACCAGUGAUAGUGACAAUGACGAGGAAGCUGGUGCCGCACCACCAUCAAAGAAACGAAGCCUAGACACUAUAAACAACGAUGAUGAUGCUACUGAAACCAACAGCAAGCGACGACCAUCACAUCCAACACCUUCUAAAACAAAAAGACAACGCAAAGGCAAAGGCAAAUUUCGAGGACGAGGACGAGGACGAGGACGUGGUGGCCGUGGCCGUGGCUGGUCCAGGUCAUAG